Messenger RNA from Toxorhynchites rutilus septentrionalis, 3353 nucleotides. It is a transcript of the gene Gnf1, whose product is annotated as replication factor C subunit 1. Gene Ontology annotation, molecular function: DNA binding; ATP hydrolysis activity; ATP binding. Gene Ontology annotation, cellular component: nucleus; DNA replication factor C complex. The record is from RefSeq and is a predicted model, not a curated record. The coding region runs from base 233 to 3253 and encodes 1006 amino acids. NCBI's taxonomy places the organism in Eukaryota, Metazoa, Arthropoda, Insecta, Diptera, Culicidae. Gene Ontology annotation, biological process: DNA replication; DNA repair. The transcript is spliced from 4 exons.
UCCCUGUCGACCGGAUUGACAGAAUUCCGCCAAAGUUGUGCAAUGUUCGCAUCAUUCGUUUCGUACCGGCACUGUGGCUGUAAUCGAAAAUUAACAACUGAGCACUGUAAUAUAUUUGUAUUAAGAACAUUGAAUCCCUCGAAAAUAACGAUCUGAGUACUAUUAGCGUGAUCCAACUAGCAAUGCAUGUAUCCUAUUAAUCUGCAAAGAAUUUACGAAUCAAUCACGAAUCAUGUCGAAGGACAUUCGUUCAUUCUUCGGCAAUGCCAAGUCGAAAAAGCCCGAUCCACCGAAGGAACCCACGACGAAGCGCAAGGCAGUCAUAGAAGACAGUGAUGAGGAGCAACAGAUGAAAGACCUCGGACAAACAAGCACCACCACGAAUAAUAACAAAAAGCGUCGCGUAAUAGAAUCUGACGAUGAAAAAAGUCCGGUCAAAAAGAUAACUUCGGCCAAUAGUGCCCCAAAACCCGUUGCUACAUCGAAACAAUCGCCAAGUUCAACCAAGCUGAAACCGGUGAGUGCGGCCGAUGUGUUUGGAUCGGGACCGGUUAAGCGUACCUUUAUGCCAAAACCAAGCAAGGAAGCUAUCAAGAAGGAGCUUGAGAUUCAUUCGGACGAAGAAUUUCAAAAAACACUCAUGGGUUUGGACGACAGCGGGGUGGUGCCGGAAACCCCUUCACCCAAGCGGCACAAAGUUAAGAAGGAAGCGCAUGGAAGUAGCGAGGAGAAACGGAAUAAGAAGCCUUCUCCGGAAACGGUAGUGACUCCCGAAAAGAAGAAAUCUAUCAAGAAGGAAGCCAGCACAGAGGAGAUGGUUACUCCGAAGGCGAACGUGUCUCUACUGACGGACGAGGAACGUUAUGAGCGUAAACGGGCGUCUGCUAUAUUGUAUCAAAAGUUCAAGAACCGCACCGGCCCGGAGAAUCCGGGAAGCAAGGAGAUUCCAAAGGGUAAACCGGAUUGCCUGGCGGGACUUCAAUUCGUCGUGACUGGCGUGUUGGAGUCGAUGGAACGGGACGAAUGCGCUCAGGUAAUCAAAGAUUUCGGUGGAAAGGUUGUUGGCAGUGUUUCGAAGAAGUUAACCCACAUGGUAGUCGGUGCGGAUGCUGGUCCCUCGAAGAUAGGUAAAGCGGAAGAAUUGGGGAUCCCUCAAAUCAGCGAGGAUGAGCUUCUUGAUCUCAUUCGGGAACGAUCGGGCAUUCCCAAGAAAGGUUCUAAAUCGUCUUCGUCACCCACGGAGAAAAUCAAAAUUAAGGAAGAAAAAUCACCUUCCAAGGAAAAGAAACACAAGAAUGCGGCAGAAUCUACAUCUAAGAAGCGAACUCCUGAGAAGAAGAAAUCUGAGCCGAGCUCACCCGUUGCUAAAUUACCGAAGAUUCCUAAAAUCGAGAAACAAUCUCCCGUGCAGCCAAAGGCUCCCAAAAUAGAGAAAAAAUCUCCCGUAAAAAAACUUACCUCAUCGGAACCGAUGGCUCCAAUUAAGCGUGAGGAAACGGCCUAUCAAAAGGACAUACAAAGCGCCGAUAACAUGGCCUGGGUGGACAAGUACAAGCCAACUUCAAUACAGCAGAUCAUCGGCCAGAGUGGAGCGGCAGGGAAUGCCCAGAAGUUGAUGAAAUGGUUGUCCAAUUGGCACUCCAAUCAUGACGGUACGAAGAAACUGACCCGGCCAAGCCCGUGGGCGAAAAAUGACGAUGGGUCGUACUUUAAAGCUGUGCUGCUUUCCGGUCCUCCGGGUGUUGGAAAAACUACCACGGCCACCCUGGUAUGCAAGGAAUUGGGUUUCGAUGCGGUUGAGUUCAAUGCUUCCGACACGAGGAGCAAGAAGUUGCUGCAGCAGGAAGUGUCCGAGUUGUUGAGCAACAAGUCCCUUUUCGGUUACUUCAGUGGGGAUGGCAAGGGCGAGAAGGUGACCCACAAGCAUGUGCUGCUCAUGGACGAAGUGGACGGCAUGGCGGGAAACGAAGAUCGCGGUGGACUUCAAGAGCUGAUUGGACUCAUAAAGGCGAGCCACGUGCCGAUCAUUUGUAUGUGCAACGAUCGGAAUCAUCAGAAAAUGCGCUCUCUGGUGAAUUAUUGCUUCGAUCUGAAGUUCAACAAGCCGAAGGUGGAGCAAAUUAAGGGCGCGAUGAUGUCCGUUUGCUUCAAGGAAGGCCUCAAACUAGCUCCCGGAGUACUGGAUGAGAUCAUUUCCGGCACGGGCUGUGAUGUCCGGCAAACGCUCAAUCAUCUCGCACUGUACAGCACCGGUGCCAGUACAAAUGCGGCCCACGCCAAAAAGGAGGCGGAAGCCGCGCGGAAAGACGUCAAAAUGGGACCAUGGGACGUCGUCCGGAAAGUGUUCUCCGCCGAGGAACACAAAACCAUGUCGAUCCACGAUAAGUCGGAUUUGUUCUUCCACGACUACAGCAUGGCACCACUGUUUGUGCAGGAAAAUUAUCUAAAAGUGACGCCGAAAGUUCCCAAGGCUCAACAUUUGGAUCAGAUCGCGCUGGCAGCGGACAGUUUGAGCCGCGGGGAUAUGAUCGAUCGGAGGAUUCGAUCCAAUAUGGCAUGGUCACUGCUACCAACGCAGGCAAUGUUUAGUUCCGUUCUGCCCGGCGAAUACAUGGAGGGUCACUUCACCGGUCAGAUCAACUUUCCUGGUUGGUUGGGGAAGAACUCCAAGGCUACUAAGAGGAAGCGCUUGGCGCAGGAGAUACACGACCACACGAGGAUCAAAACCUCUGGGUCAAGGCUUUCGGUGCGGUUGGAUUACGCACCGUAUCUGUUGGACGCAAUUGUUCGUCCACUCCAGAAGAAGGGCUCCGAAGGGGUAGAGGAUGCGUUGGUCGUUAUCAAGGAGUAUCGUUUAUUGCGUGAAGAUCUAGAAUCGCUCGUCGAGCUCACGAGUUGGCCCAAGAAAAAGAGCCCGAUGGAUGCGGUUGAUGGGAAAGUUAAGGCUGCGCUGACCAGAGCGUAUAACAAGGAAAUUUCUCCGUAUUCUUAUUCAACGGUGAAUGCAGUCAAGAAGAAGAAAACUGAGGCAGCUGAUGAAGCAGCCGAAUUAUAUGGCGAAGAGGAAGAACAGAGUGGUGUUGUAGACUCCGAGAAUGAGAACGAGGAUGAUGAUCUGGAGAAUAACGCGUUCAUAAAAGUCAAAAAGAAGCCAGCAGGAAAGGGGACGGCCGGAUCCUCGUCCGCAGGAAGUAGUAAAACGAAUGGUACGAAGGCUAAGGCUGGAGCUUCCAGUAGAGGGAAGAAAAAAUGAAAUGCACUUCCCCAUAGAUCAUCUAUAGAUGAUUGAUAAUUUAUAUUGUUUGUGUUAUCCUCUCUUCUGGUUAGAUAUUACAUUACUACUAAUCCUCAAA